Molecule: messenger RNA, 1015 nt
Organism: Carica papaya (papaya)
Lineage: Eukaryota; Viridiplantae; Streptophyta; Magnoliopsida; Brassicales; Caricaceae
Product: heavy metal-associated isoprenylated plant protein 26
Molecular function (GO): metal ion binding
Source: RefSeq, a predicted model, not a curated record
AGAACCGACUUUCUUCGAUUGGACACGUGGCAGAAGAUCAUCGCAGUAUCAGAAGAUCCAACGACUCAGAUUCCUCUACAGAAAGAACCGAAGCGUGGACACGUGGCAAGAUACCAGAACAGUUCGACAAGAUCCAAUGACCCAGAUUUGAAUUCAGAAGAAGAUAGGUCUGGGUACUUGUAUCUGUAUAAAUGGAGGAAGUGGAACGAGGACCCCCCAGACUGAGUUGACGCAUCAACUUACUCAUCAUCACUCGUCUGACUCGCAAACGCAUUCGAUCCACUAUAUUUUUUUUUCUCUUGCCCACUUCAUCUUCUUCAGCUCUCUGGCUCUUCUGUGACGUCACUUCAUCUUCUUCGUUGGGUUUCUUCUAAUUUUCAAAGGGGGAGAGAAAAUGGGUGCGUUGGAUCAUUUAUCAGAUCUGUUUGAUUGCUCUCGUGCUAGCUCCAAGCACAAGAAACGCAAAGCAUUACAGACGGUGGAGAUCAAGGUGAGGAUAGACUGCGAAGGAUGUGAGCGCAAGGUGAAGAAAUCGCUUGAGGGGAUGAAAGGUGUGAAGCAAGUGGACGUAGAACGGAAAGCCAACAAGGUGACAGUCGUCGGAUACGUGGAACCCUCCAAGGUGGUGGCCCGCGUGGCACAUCGAACGGGUAAGAAAGCAGAGCUCUGGCCCUACGUCCCAUACGACGUCGUUGCCCACCCUUAUGCUCCUGGUGUCUACGACAAGAAAGCCCCGGCGGGAUACGUCCGAAACGCCGAUAUUGAUCCUCGCGUGUCGCAGUUAGCACGUGCGAGCUCCACCGAAGUUCGGUACACCACUGCAUUCAGUGACGAGAACCCCACCGCCUGCGCCAUUAUGUGAUCUUUACUGGUUUUUAUAAUUAAUGGAAUUGUAUUUUGUAAUUUUUUUUUUUCAUUUUUAAGAAAUUGUUGGGUUUUAUUUUAUUAUUAUUAUAGUGCUUGUUUUGAAUGGGUGUAUUAUAUAUAUUUUGUUGGGUGUAUUGUUUUGUAUUUC